Symphalangus syndactylus (siamang) is the source of this 2394-nucleotide messenger RNA. RefSeq names its product C-Jun-amino-terminal kinase-interacting protein 1-like. Gene Ontology annotation, cellular component: cytoplasm. The record is from RefSeq and is a predicted model, not a curated record. NCBI's taxonomy places the organism in Eukaryota, Metazoa, Chordata, Mammalia, Primates, Hylobatidae. Gene Ontology annotation, molecular function: MAP kinase scaffold activity; JUN kinase binding. Gene Ontology annotation, biological process: JNK cascade; regulation of JNK cascade.
UUGCGCAGGUGCCACGGUCUCAGGACACACUGAAUAAUAAUUCUCUGGGCAAAAAGCACAGUUGGCAGGAUCGGGUGUCUCGAUCAUCCUCACCCCUGAAGACAGGGGAGGAGACACCACGGCAUGAACACAUCUGCCUGAGCGAUGAGCUGCCCCCCAGAGCAGCCCCGCCCCCACCACAGAUCGAGGCACCUCCACCAACAGCCCUUGCCCCGCAGCACAGCCACCCAGAAGGCAUCUCCGGGUAGUCACCCUGCUGCCCCGCCUGGGGGUCGGGGCCACUCGCAUCGAGACCGAAUACAUUACCAGGCCGAUGUGCGACUAGGGGCCACUGAGGAGAUCUACCUGACCCCAGUGCAGAGUCCCCCAGACCCUGCAGAGCCCACCUCCGCCUUCCUGCCGCCCACCGAGAGCCGGAUGUGGGUCAGCUCCGAUCCAGACCCUGCCGCCUACCCCUCCAAGGCAGGGCGGCCGCACCCCUCCAUCAGUGAAGAGCAGGAGGUCUUCGGCUGCCUGUCGUCCCCAGAGCGGGCUGAGCCCCCGGGCGGAGGGUGGCGGGGGAGCCUGGGGGAGCCGCCGCCACCUCCACGGGCCUCUCUGAGCUCGGACACCAGCGCCCUGUCCUACGACUCUGUCAAGUACACGCUGGUGGUAGAUGAGCACGCGCAGCUGGAGCUGGUGAGCCUGCGGCCGUGCUUCGGAGACUACAAUGACGAGAGUGACUCGGCCACCGUCCACGACAACUGUGCCUCCGUCUCCUCGCCCUAUGAGUCAGCCAUCGGAGAGGAGUAUGAGGAGCCCCCCCUGCCCCAGCCUCCUGCCUGCCUCUCCGAGGACUCCACGCCUGACGAACCCGACGUCCAUUUCUCCAAGAAGUUCCUGAACGUCCUCACGAGUGGCCGCUUCCGCUCCUCUAGUGCCGAGUCCUUCGGGCUGUUCUCCUGCAUCAUCAACGGGGAGGAGCAGGAGCAGACCCACCGGGCCAUAUUCAGGUUUGUGCCUCGACACGAAGACGAACUUGAGCUGGAGGUGGAUGACCCUCUGCUAGUGGAGCUCCAGGCUGAAGACUACUGGUACGAAGCCUACAACAUGCGCACUGGUGCCCGGGGCGUCUUUCCUGCCUAUUACGCCAUCGAGGUCACCAAGGAGCCCGAGCACAUGGCAGCCCUGGCCAAAAACAGUGACUGGGUGGACCAGUUCCGGGUGAAGUUCCUGGGCUCAGUCCAGGUUCCCUAUCACAAGAGCAAUGACGUCCUCUGUGCCGCUAUGCAAAAGAUUGCCACCACCCGCCGGCUCACCGUGCACUUUAACCCGCCCUCCAGCUGUGUCCUGGAGAUCAGCGUGCGGGGUGUGAAGAUAGGUGUCAAGGCCGAUGACUCCCAGGAGGCCAAGGGGAAUAAAUGUAGCCACUUUUUCCAGUUAAAAAACAUCUCUUUCUGCGGAUAUCAUCCAAAGAACAACAAGUACUUUGGGUUCAUCACCAAGCACUCCGCCGACCACCGGUUUGCCUGCCACGUCUUUGUGUCUGAAGAUCCCACCAAAGCCCUGGCAGAGUCCGUGGGGAGAGCAUUCCAGCAGUUUUACAAGCAGUUUGUGGAGUACACCCGCCCCACAGAAGAUAUCUACCUGGAGUAGCCGCGCAGCCCUGCCCUCUGCGUCCCCCGGCCCUCAGGCCAGUGCCAGGACAGCUGGCUGCUGACAGGAUGUGGCACUGCUUGAGGAGGGGCACCUGCCACCGCCAGGGGAUGAGGAAGUGGGGGCCGCUGGCCCAGGGUAGGGGAGGGUGGGGCAAUGGGGAGAGGCAAAUGCAGUUUAUUGUAAUAUAUGGGAUUAGAUUCACCUAUGGAGGACAGAGUGGGCUGCCUGGGGAUUAGGAGGGACAGGGCUUGGGAAGCAGGUCUCCGGCAGAGAAGGAUGUCCGUUCCAGGAGCACACGGCCCUGCCCCAUCCUGGGCCUUACCUCCCCUGCCAGAGAUCCGGCGCUCUGGCUCCUGCCUUGAUGAAUCCCGUGUCCAGCCUUGAUGAAGCCUGUGCCACCUGCAAGUGCCUGCCCUGCCCCUGCCCCAACCCCCACCAAAGAGCCCUGAGCUCAGGCUGAGCCCAGCCACCUCCCAAGGACUUUCCAGUGAGGAAAUGGCAACAAGUGGAGGUGAAGUCCCUGUUCUCAGCUCCGUCAUCUGCGGGGCUUCUGGGUGGCUCCUGCCACUGACCUCACUGGCAUGCUGGCCUGUGGCAGGCCUAGGACCUCAGCGGGGAGGAGGAGCUGCCGCAAGGCCCUGUCCCAGCAGGAGAGGGAGACUUCCUGACUGACACACGCUAGCCCCAUCUUGGUCCUGUCACCCUGGCCCCAACUGUUAAAGUGCCAUUUCCUGUCCAAAAAAAAAAAAAAGAAAA